Molecule: messenger RNA, 6459 nt
Organism: Entamoeba invadens IP1
Lineage: Eukaryota; Evosea; Mastigamoebida; Endamoebidae
Product: protein serine/threonine kinase, putative
Exons: 2
Coding region: 1-6459 (2152 amino acids)
Biological process (GO): protein phosphorylation
Molecular function (GO): protein kinase activity; ATP binding
Source: RefSeq, a predicted model, not a curated record
AUGUUGUCUUUUUAUAAGUUUUUCAAAAUGAAACUACCUGUUGUUGUAAAACAACAAGAAUCUUUUUUCGUUUAUAAAAAUGUGGACUGUCAAAGCAAAUCAUUACAAAUGGCUGUUUUAUUGUUACUAUUGAUAGGACUUUCAUAUGGGUAUUGGGGAGAAGUCAAUAAUGAAAUUCGAUACAAUACUGGCAGCAGUUCAUCACAAUGGACGGUUGGUUACUAUUCUUAUGAUCGAUUUACUUUUACAUCCCAGUGCUGCACAAACGCGAUGAAAACGUUUGCGGACACGGACCUUACAAGUGCAACUUCUGCUGCUGAUAGAUAUUUCGAAUUUUCUUCUGGCGUCAAUAUGAAAUACUUCUUUAUGAGAAAUCGACCGAAAGCCGAGCGGAUGUACGUUAAAGAAGAAAAUCGACCAAACAAUUUAGUCAUCACUUUUGGAUGUUUUGGGAGUACAACUAAUUGUCGUACUUCUCAAUAUUCCAAUGCAAAUCCUUUUAUUUAUGUCUCGGACAAAGGUGUUGUUUUAUACUCAAAAAUUGAUGAAAGAUUCAGAAUUGUAUAUACAAGAAAUGUUUUUACCACAGUACCUCUUGUUUAUAUUGAUGGUGAUGUUUCUCAAAGUGUCGAAGUUUCUUUUAGUGGCUUUUCGUUGUCAAAUAAUUUCACUGUUGAGAUGUACCUCUUUACUGGAAAAAUUAAUCCCAACAGUGUGACUUUCAUUGAUAGUGGUGCAUACGCCGAUUUUAAAGUUGCUGUCGUUUGCUAUAAAAGAAAUAUAUUUCGGUAUAUGUUAGUUUUAACUGUACACACUGAGGAUCUAACUAAUAAAGUGUGUGUGUGUAUUCCCACUUAUUAUGGUCUGGUUGAUACUUCUUACAAUUUUCCAGACUGUGCGAACAAUUCAACGUAUUUCAAUUUGGAUUUGACUGCUGGGACACAGUGGACUUUUGUUCAACGUUCGUGGAAUACAGUGAUUGUGAAGGAAGGUGUAUCAAAUAUACUGACGUCUUCAAGUACAAUCAUUUUACAAAUGCUUUCACUGAGUAAAAAUUCUCAAAUUACGUUUGAUAGUUACAUGUCAAUAAGUAGUCUUAUUUUUCAAAAUGAAUGCCUACUGGUAUUUAACAAAGAACUAUACGUCAAUUUUAUUACAGUCAAUUCAAGUGCUAUACCGUAUGGCUCAAAACUUUUUGGAUAUAAAAGUUUUGUGUGCUAUUAUUGUGCUGCAGGAGAAGUCAUCAAAUGUGAUGAUGGUUAUGUGCAUUACAAAAGUUGCACUUGUAUUACUGGAUUCAAUUUUCUUGACUCAGGACUAUGUGAAACAUGUCACUCGACUUGUGAAACGUGUAGUGGUCCAUUAGCUUCAAAUUGUUUAAGUUGUGGAAGUGGAAGAUAUUUACAAAAUGGGCAAUGUUUGUCAUGUGACUCAAACUGUUUUGAUUUUGGACCAAGUUGUAAUAACAUUAAUGGAUGCAUAAAAUGCAAAGAUGCGUUUUACGUCAACAACAAAAUGUGUUCACCAUGCAAUUCUAAUUGCAAUACAUGCAAUGGGGGGACUUCUUCAAGUUGUCUGAGCUGUAAAAGUGGGAAAUAUUUCGUUGCCCAAAACAAGACUUGUAAUGACUGUGAUCCAAAUUGUGCAUAUGGGUAUUGUAGUACUGUUGAUGGUUGUACUAAGUGUAUUGAAGGUUAUUUCCCUCAAAACUACAGAUGCACCAAAUGUGGUGUUACUUGUAAAACGUGUGAUAUUGUGUCCACCAAUUGUUUAAGUUGUUACAAUGACAGUUUUAUUGAGAAUAACAAAUGUAUCACAUGUGAAGAAGGUUAUUGUGAAGUUGGGUAUUGUCUACAAGAAGAUGGCUGCAUGAAGUGCAAAAGUGGAUAUUAUAAAAGUGGGAAAAGGUGUUUGAAAUGUGAUACAAAUUGUUUAACAUGUGGCACUACAUCGACUGAUUGUCUCUCUUGUGCAAGUGGAUUGUACUUGAAUGAUUCGACACAUCAAUGUAUUGACUGUGAUUCGAAUUGUAUUGACACGUUAACACACUGCACUUCAUCAAGUGGGUGUAUUCAAUGUAAAGAUGGCUUUUAUGUGAACAACAAAAAAUGUUCAGUAUGUGAUAAUACAUGUUAUACAUGCAACGGCAAUUCCUCAUCAAACUGUCUGAGUUGUAAUUUGGGGAGAUAUCUCGAUGUUAACAAUUGUAAAACGUGUGAUAUCAAUUGUGUUGAUAAUCCAACUAAUUGUGAUGUAAUCCAGGGAUGUACUAAGUGUGCUGUUGGCUAUUUUGUAAAUUCAAAAAUGUGUAAAAGUUGUGAUAGUCAAUGCAGAACGUGUUACGGAGAGUUGUCUUCUAAUUGUCUCAGUUGUAAAACAGGAACUUAUUUGGACAACUAUCAAUGUUUGUCUUGUGACUCAAAAUGUGUUGAUUCAAGUACACACUGUGACACAGCCACUGGCUGUUCAAAGUGUGUUGACGGGUAUUAUGCAUAUAAUAAAAUGUGUGAUCAAUGCGAUUCAACAUGUUUGACCUGUGAUGUGAUUUCAACCAAUUGUACCUCAUGUAAACAAAGAACUUAUUUAAAUGAUUACAAUUGUGUUGCUUGUUAUGUACAUUGUAAAGGAACAACUUCAUCAUAUUGUAGCACCACAGAGGGGUGUCUUGAUUGUGUAGAUGGAUACUAUAGUUCUGAUAAAAUGUGCAAAAAGUGUGAUUCAAAUUGCAAGACAUGUGACCAGACAUCAACCCAAUGCCUUUCUUGUGGAAACAAUUAUUAUCUUGAAAAUUCCAUUUGUAAAAGUUGUGGAGAAGAGUGUAAAAUGUGUGACCCAACUUUGGGAUGCACCACAUGUAACAAAGGAUUUUAUCCAGAAUCAAAAACGUGUUCAAAAUGUGACUCAUCGUGUUCUGACUGCACUUCACUUUCUGAUUGUCAAGGUUGCACCAAUAAUACAUAUCUUGAAAAUGGAUUAUGUUACCAAUGUGAUUCAAAUUGUAAUGCAACAUGUGAUGGACUACGUGGCUGUUUAAAUUGCUCCGAGGGGUAUUACCCAUCAAAUAAGAUAUGUGCUGCUUGUUCAGAAAUACCGAAUUGCGACAAAUGCAGUACAACAUCCAAGACUUGUAUUAAAUGUAACAGUCCAUUUGAAGUAUCUAAUGGGAAGUGUGUCUGUCCUACACAACUUCAAAUGUAUCAAAGUAGUGUAAAUACAUGUGAGUAUUGUUAUAACAAUAUAACAAAUUGUAAGGUAUGCAAAAACAAUGAAACAUUGAUGAGUCAACAAAAAUAUGAAGCGGUGUGUGAAGAGUGCUUUACACCUUAUGUCUUAGUCAAUGGAAAAUGCAUUUUGUGUGAAAACAAAAUAUACAACAAAAACACAAAAGAAUGUGACAAUUAUGAAACAAAUUGCACUACACAAAAUGACAACAAAAAAUGUUUGAAAUGUCAACCCUCAAAUUAUUUAUUGAAUGGCAAAUGUGUGCAAUUCACAAAUUCAGUUUGCCAGCAGACAAGUAAAAUAACAUGUGAAGAGUGUGGUGAUGGGAUUUCUUCCACUGGAAAUUGUCAAAUAACAGAUGACUUGGACACUUUAAAAUGUAAUUACUAUAAAACACAAACAAAUAAAGUUUCGUGUUUGCAGUGUGAAGAAAACUCGACAAUAACAAGUGGAGUUUGUGUGAAAGAUGAUACACAAAAUUUGAUUAAAAAUGGAAACGUUUUUAAGUGUCAAAACAACAACUAUUUAGACUCAAACAAUUUGUGUAUCAAAUGCUUUUCUAAAGACGUGUUAUCAAUUUCUUGUGUUCAAUCUAAUGAUAACAUAUUUAUAAUAAAAUGUGAACAAAAUUCACUUUUGGAUUUAAAAUCAAACAAGUGUAUGACAUCGACAAACUGUGGUGUGUUUGAAUCAAAUGAUUGUGUUAAAUGCAAACAACUUUCAAGUAAAAUCAACAACAUAUGUGCAACUUGUUCUGUUACUAAUUGUGUUAAAUAUGAUGUUAAUUGUAAAUGCGUUCAAUGCGAAAAUACACAUCUCCCAAUUAAUGGGAAUUGCUUAUCACUCAAACAACUUUCGUGUUAUGCAGGGGAUGGUAAACGAUGUACCAAAUGCUUUGACAAUUAUUAUUUUACAAACACAAAUAUAAACAAUGAUAAUAAUCAUUUUUGUUCAAAAAGAAGUGAUGAUGUAAAUUCAAAAUACAGUUAUCAAAAAUCAAAUGAAGAUGUCCCGCAAACAGUUGAAUGUUUUGGUGGUUUCUUCCCUUUUGAAAACACUUGUGUUUCAAUACAGAAUUAUAAAAAAGCUUCAAAGUUAAAAUCAACGUCAGAAAAAUGUAUAAAUGCGAUUUCUAAUAAUAUCUAUAAUUAUACAACAAAUAAAAGCACAUCAAAAUGUGAAAAUAUUGAAAAUAACACAAAUUGUGAUGUUAAAACAACAAAAGGGUGUUUAAAGUGUUCAAAUAGGUACUUCCUUCAAAAUAUGUUAUUAAUUUCAACAUGUGAAAAGUGUUCUUCUAAUUGUAUGUCAUGUUUUAACACGUCAUAUUGUCUAAGUUGUGCAGAUGGUUCCGUGUUGAACAGAGUGACAAACACUUGUGAAAAAUCUGAAGAUCUGACAAAGAAGUGUCGCCAGGUGAUGCCGGGCGGUGUUGGGUGUGCGAUAUGUCGGGAUGGUUAUUACAAAUCACAGUCAAGUUGUAUUGAGUGUGACACAACUUGCUCAGUUUGUAAUGACCAAUUUUCGUGUUUAAAAUGUGCACCAAAUCAUUUCAAAAUUUAUGGUGAAAGUCUGUUGUGUUUACCAUUUGAGAAUAUGACAAAUUGUGAAAAUAUCACACAAAGUGGAUGUAUUAAAUGUGAAAGUGGCUAUUAUUUGAGUGAAUCUAAACCGCUUUGUUAUAGUUGUAGUGUUGGCUGUGUUACUUGUACCAACUUAUAUAGUUGUGAUAAAUGUGAAAGCAAAUACAUAAUAAUUGGUCUGACUUGCGUACAUUACAGUGAAAUUAAAUAUUGUGAAAAUGCUGAAAACAACAAAUGCGCCAAAUGUUCUGAUAAUAAAAUACCAUCGGAAGACGGUGCUUCGUGUAUUGACAAGUCUAAAAUUGCGAUAUAUAUUUCUAUGGGUAUCGUAUGCGCAUUUGUUAUAUUAGUGAUCGUUUCUAUUAUAGUGUUGAUUAUCAUUUUACUGAGAAUGCACCACAAGAAAACUAAAGAACUUCGCAAAGUGUGUAUUUUUAAAAUGAGUCGGUCGAACAUAGCUUUUAUAUCAAAAUUGGGAUGCAUUUCAUCAAAUAAAAAAGUGUUAGAAUUUACAGGGGAUGACGUGUCGAAUGAGAUCAAUGUGUGUGAGGAAAACAGAGAACUCAUAUGUAUUGGAAACACAUCAAAAAGUAUCAAAAAAGUUCAAUUUACAGUUAAAGACGGGUGUGACCAAUAUUCAGUGAGAAGUGUCCCUCCACUAGUUACUCUUAAAAAAGGAUUUGCAUGCGAAUUUGAAAUCUUUUUAACACCAUAUUUCUCAAGUAACAUAUCUGACACAAUCGCAUGUGUUGUUCUUGAUAUAGAAAGUGGUAAAGAAGACGUGUAUCUUAUUAAAAUCAAAGCAACAACUAAAAUGACGACUCGAAUUGAUUAUCAUGAGUUGGAAGAAAAACAAAAACUUGGUGAGGGGUCUUUUGGUAUUGUGUACAAAGGAAUGUACAGAGGAAAUGUUGUUGCAAUUAAAAAGAUGAAACAAAUAAACAACUCAGAUGAAAAAAAAUCAAUUGAUGAGUUUGAGAAGGAAGUUGCCAUGUUGGACAAGUUCAGAUGUGAUUACAUUGUCCACUUCUAUGGCGCCGUUUUUAUACCAAACAAGAUAUGUAUGGUCACCGAAUUUGCACAAUUUGGGAGUUUACAAGACUUAAUUAAACACAAAAGAAGUGAUGAAAUUGAGACCAAGUUGCGAGUUAAAAUGUUACUUGAUGCAGCUAAAGGUAUUUCAUAUUUACACAAGAAUGGGAUAUUACACAGAGACAUCAAACCAGACAACAUUCUUGUGUUCUCACUUGAUGUAAAUGAGAAGGUGAAUGCAAAAUUGACUGACUUUGGAAGUGCAAGAAACGUCAAUCUACUGAUGACCAACAUGACUUUCACUAAAGGUAUUGGCACUCCAAAAUAUAUGGCACCCGAGGUGUUGGACAGAAAGAAAUACAAGAAAUCGUCAGAUGUCUAUUCAUUUGCAAUGACUAUGUAUGAGGUGUUACAAUUGGAUUUUGUGUUCAAAAAAGACGAUGAGAGGUUUCUACAUGUUUGGAAUAUCGCAGAUUUCAUAACCAGUGGUAAAAAAUUAGAAAGACCACAAAACAUCUCAAUAAAAGAGUUUGACAUCAUUCAAAAUGCUUGGGCACAAGACCCCAAAGAAAGAAUUCCAAUCGAAAAAGUUAUUGAAAAACUGGAAGAAUUGAAUCAUUGA